Magnolia sinica is the source of this 2061-nucleotide messenger RNA. Its product is annotated as WRKY transcription factor WRKY24. Lineage: Eukaryota; Viridiplantae; Streptophyta; Magnoliopsida; Magnoliales; Magnoliaceae. The transcript is spliced from 5 exons. The coding region runs from base 44 to 1762 and encodes 572 amino acids. Gene Ontology annotation, biological process: regulation of DNA-templated transcription. Gene Ontology annotation, molecular function: sequence-specific DNA binding; DNA-binding transcription factor activity. The record is from RefSeq and is a predicted model, not a curated record.
UCUCUCUUCCCAUUCCAUCUCUCUCUCUCUCUCAUUUCCUUGCAUGGGUUCUUCCACAGGUAGUUUAGACACCUCUGCAAAUUCCUACCGGGCCUUCUCCUUCGCCAACCAAUUCAUGAACACAUCAUCCUAUUCAGACCUCCUCAACGCCGAUGAUGACACCAUCAUCGAAAACCAACGGCCCAGAAACCCCCUCAGCCGUGGCUUCUCAGAGAGAGUAUCCGAUCGUCUCAUCGGUGGUGGAAUACCAAAAUUCAAAUCCAUACAACCUCCCUCAAUACCAAUCUCUCCUCCAGCUGUCUCUCCUUCUUCCUACUUCUCCAUCCCUCCUGGCCUUAGCCCUGCUGAGCUUCUAGACUCUCCUGUCCUUCUCUCUUCCUCUAAUAUGAUGUUAUCUCCAACCACAGGGACAUUUCCAACACACUCAUUCAAUUGGAGGGGUAGUUCUGGUAAUUAUCAGCAAGGAAUCAAGGAAGAACAAAGGAGCUAUUCUGAUUUCUCUUUUCAACCUCACACAAGGCCUGCUACAGCCCCACAAUCAAUCUUUCAAUCUUCAUCCUCUAUGAUUUCCACGCCAUCUGAAUUCUCUGCAUUGAAAACCAACAUAAAAUCUGAAUACAACACUGCGGUCCAACGCGAUCGAUCUGAGAUUCCCGCCAACGUGCAAUCUAACAUCCAAAGCAAUAGUGGAUUCCAAUCUGAUUUCAGUCAGGGACAACAAGCUCCUCAGCCCUUCAGAGAGCAGAGAAGAUCAGAUGAUGGAUACAACUGGAGGAAAUAUGGGCAGAAACAAGUGAAGGGGAGUGAAAAUCCCCGUAGUUAUUACAAGUGCACGUUUCCAAAUUGCCCUACAAAGAAGAAGGUAGAGAGGUCUUUGGAUGGUCAGAUUACUGAGAUUGUGUAUAAGGGGACCCACAACCAUCCCAAGCCUCAGUCUACUAGAAGAACAUCAGGUUCUUCUUCUCAAGCAAUUCAACCUUCUGGGUCUGCUGAAAUAUCAGACCAUUCGUAUGUGGGCCGCUCAGGCGCACCAAUGGAAACAGUGACAACACCUGAGAAUUCAUCAGUCUCGAUGGGCGACGAUGAAUUCGAUCGUAGCUCACAGAGGAGCAAAUCUGGUGGAGACGAGAUCGAUGACGACGAACCAGACACCAAGCGAUGGAAGAAGGAAGGUGAGAAUGAGGGCAUAUCAGCAUCUGGGAGUAGGACAGUGAGGGAGCCUAGAGUGGUUGUCCAAACAACCAGUGACAUUGAUAUCCUUGAUGAUGGAUAUAGAUGGAGAAAAUAUGGACAGAAAGUAGUAAAGGGAAAUCCCAAUCCAAGGAGCUACUACAAAUGCACUAAUGUAGGGUGUCCAGUGAGGAAGCAUGUGGAGAGAGCUUCACACGAUUUGCGGGCCGUGAUCACGACAUAUGAAGGCAAGCACAACCACGACGUGCCUGCGGCCCGUGGCAGCGGUAGCCACGCGAUCGCCAGGCCAUCGUCAGACAACAAUGUACCAAUGCCGAUACGUCCCUCGGCCACAACUAAUCACAUGGCUGGUAACAACUCUCAUUCCGGGGCAAGGCCACCAGCAUCAUCUGAGGCCCACACACCCUUCACGCUAGAAAUGUUGCCGAGCCCUGGGAGUUAUGGUUUCUCAGGUUUUGGUAUCUCAGGGGGGCAUUACAUGAGCCAAUCUCAGCCGUCGGAUGCCGCCGCAUUCUCAAAGACCAAGGAAGAACCGAGAGAUGAUUUGUUCCUUGAGUCAUUGCUAUGUUGAAAAUUCUCUCGAUUGGAUCAGAUACAAAAAAAAAAAAACAUACAAUAAUAAUUAGGAUCAAUUUGUUGUAUUACUUACAUUGGUUUGGUGUAUAUUUAGUAGGAUUUUGGGUGUAAAUUGAGAGUGAUAUAGAAGAGUUAAUCUCAUUCGUUCAUUGGUUUGAAGCCCACUUUUGCUGGAAACUGGGCCUUUUUUUCCACUCUUGUAUCACAAGCUUUGAAGAAAGAAAGAACACGUUUUGAUUGUAAAAUUGAAUUUUUGAAUUUAUGAUAAUAGAAAUAAUAUUGAAUCAUAUGAUA